AUGUUUAAGGAAGAGGAUAAGGAUCAGCCACCGAGCGCUAAUAGGAAAACAUACUCACGGUCAGUUUCAUGGAGUGAUCGAUCACCAAGAAAGUCAAAUUAUAGGCCACAAUGGAACAGCAAGGCUCGGGCUUGUUUGCCGCCCCUUCAUCCUCUCUUGACCACAAGACCGAGCAUUGAGGAGUGGCCAAGAGCUGGCUCAGACGACCUUGGCGUUUGGCCAAAUCCCUCAACUCCCGGUGCAAGGCUUGGAUCGAUGGCACCCCGUGAAAAUAUGAGUUUAGAUCAACCUCCAAGAGAAUUUGAAUUCAAGAAAGACAAACUCGCUUUCUUUGAUAAGGAAUGCUCAAGGAUUUUGGACCACAUAUAUUUGGGAAGCGAUGUUAUUGCAAAGAGUCAUGAAAUUCUCCAACGGAAUGGAAUUACCCAUGUGUUGAACUGUGUGGGGUUCGUUUGUCCUGAAUAUUUCAAGAAUGAGCUCGUGUAUAAGACCCUUUGGCUCCGGGACAGCCCGUCAGAGGAUAUUACAAGUAUUCUGUAUGAUGUGUUCGAUUAUUUUGAAGAUGUGCGAGAACAAGGUGGGCGUGUUCUUGUUCAUUGUUGCAAGGGGGUGUCUCGAUCAACCUCUUUGGUCAUUGCGUAUCUUAUGUGGAAAGAGGUGCAGAGCUUUGAGGAUGCAUUCCAGCAUGUUAAAGCAGCCAGAGGAGUGACUAAUCCAAAUAUGGGAUUUGCUUGCCAACUGUUGCUGUGCCAGAAACGGGUACAUGCUCAGCCUGUAAGCCCCACUUCUGUUCUUAGGAUGUAUCGAAUGGCGCCCCACUCCCCGUAUGAUCCCCUUCAUCUCGUACCAAAGAUGUUGAUUGAGCCGGGAGCAAACAGACUCGAUUCUCGCGGGUCAUUCAUUAUUCACAUUCCUUCUGCUAUAUUUGUCUGGACUGGAAAGCAUUGCUUCUCUGUGAUGUCGGAUAAUGCCACUGCAGCUGCCUCUCAAGUUAUUCGUUAUGAAAGGGCCCAGGGUCCCAUUAAAACCAUCAAAGAAGGUGAGGAGACGUCUGAAUUGUGGGAUGCUUUCGGCUAUGAGAAACAGUUAGCAGAUGAGUCAUCUCCCGAGGCUGACACUAUUUCUUCCCCUCAUCAAUGUAUUGGUCAGAGGAAGGUUGAUGAAUAUGACGUCGAUUUUGAGAUCUUCCAGAAAGCACUUUCCGGUGGGGUCGUUCCGCCUUUUCCAUUAUCGGGAACAGAAUCCGAGACAUGUCUUCCGGCUAGAGAAAAUGGCUGGAGCAGAUUGAAAAGGCAGUUUUCCAGUGGUAUUGUGAAAGAAUUUAUAUCCUCGUCUAGAUUGAACUACAACACGACCCAAACAUGUGAUGACCUGGAUAUGAUAGAAUCUUGUAAAGAAGUUGAAGACUUUUUCCCUCCUGAUCUUGCAAUGCCUUCCAGUCCUCAGUGCGAAUCACCACCGGAUUCCUUUGCUGCUUAUUCAACAAGUAGUCCGGGUUGGAUGAAGUCUAACUUUAAAGAAGUGGAAUGCUUGGCUCGUCCUACCGAUACAUCUUUGUCACCAUCACCUUUAUUCAGUACACUGGAUUCUUUUUCUUCACGUCUCGUUAAUAAACUGAAGUCCAGUUCAACAUCUCCAGCACUCUCACCUUCAACCUCUGAUUAUUCGAGUUCAUUUACCUUCUCACCCUCAUCAUCUAACUGGUCCGACUUACCAUAUUUCUCGGCCCUGACUUCACCUUCCAGACUCGAAUAUAAAGAUCCCGAUCUUGAUAAGGUUGGUUCUGCGGAGGAAAGUGAAUGUUUGCUUCAUAAAGUAACUUCCCCUCCACCGGAAGAGACAUUUUCAGCUGGUCGCAUUUUUAGAGAAACAGGCAGUUGUUCGUCUUGUAAAGAACCUUCACUAUACAUUGCAGAACGUAGAGGUAACAUUCGACCUCCUCGUAUGAUGUUGCCCUCUGUUGAUGAGGUAUCUCAGAUUCUGGAAAACUCUUCGAAGUCUCUUCCUUGCAUGGAAGAUAUAAUGAGGGACGUCGAAUGCAGCACCUCAAGACACGAGGAAUCUUUUGAGAUGGACACAGAAGAGCCAAUAUCAGAUUCUAACGACCAUGCGGCUGAAUAUGAACUCCCAAGUCGAUUACAAGAUUACAUAGCGUGCAACACGUUUGAGCUGAUGUCGAAUGAUAUGACCAAUAGAAUAGCACAACCAACCGACUCAUUAUUCUACCAGUGGCCUUCGAUGGAUAAAAUGGACACACCUUGUGUCAUCUUAGAUUCCAGAUCCAUUUACAUCAUCCUUGUGCCCUCAGUGAGUUCUGAGGGGAAAAAUACCGAUGUUUUAUACAUAUGGAUGGGGCAUGAAGUAUCACAGAAUAGAGGACACGAUCAGUCGAUUGAUGACUGCAAAUGCAAAAAUAGUCCUGCCCAUAUGGAGAACAUUGGUCGUAGUUUUCUUGCUGAGAAGGGUUUCGAUACAAAUGCUCAAAUUAAGAUAAUCGAGGAAGGUCAGGAACCAGCACAUCUCAUCGAACAUCUUUCUUCGUUAAGAAAUGACUUCAACAGUGGAUCGAGUAAAUCUGAAUAA
Messenger RNA from Fraxinus pennsylvanica, 2583 nucleotides. The record is from the annotation of a GenBank genome assembly. NCBI's taxonomy places the organism in Eukaryota, Viridiplantae, Streptophyta, Magnoliopsida, Lamiales, Oleaceae.